AUGGCCGGAUCGCUACGAUGGAGAGGGCAUCGCCGCGAAAGACGCAGUGUAUCGUUUCGUGACCCACCUUUGGAACCGCCAUCGUGCUUAGCGUUUAAAUACGGAGCUCCAGAUGGUGUGCGAACUCCAGAGUCGGGAGAGACCGUUCAUACUCGUGGCUCAGCUUUUAUUGGUGAUACUUCUUAUGGCGCGACGUACAGAUUCCCGUCAUCGUUUGAGAUUGAAAAAAUGAAGAACUCAUAG
This is a messenger RNA of Cylicostephanus goldi, 243 nucleotides long. The record is from the annotation of a GenBank genome assembly. NCBI's taxonomy places the organism in Eukaryota, Metazoa, Nematoda, Chromadorea, Rhabditida, Strongylidae.